AUGGACAAUACCAGGAUGAACUCCUUCCUUGAGUAUGCAAUUUGUAACCGUGGGACGAGCGCCUACUCACCCAGAGGAUACCGCCAUAUAGACCAAGGGGCAGCCGCCUACCCAGCUUGCCCUGGUCCCAGUGACAUUUAUAACACAGAUGGACGUUAUAUAGUUGGAGGAAAUGGUUCUAUGUCAACCCAGCUUCAUCAGCAGAGUCCCAGCUACACUCAUCACACACACAAUGCUGGUCUCUCCUAUGCCAACUCUAUACCUAGUUACAAUACUCAGGCCUGCAGUCAGGGUUAUGGACACCAGCUGUACGUCAGCCAAGAAGCAGAAGCGGUUUAUUUCCAACAAGCACCUUAUUCUGCUAACACGGGGUCCACUACCACCUCCUUGUCUGAAGAAUAUGGCGGCCCAGCUCUUCACCAUCAGCACCCAUAUGGGCAGGAGCACCAAGGAUUGUUACAAGGAACAUACCCUAACCAUUCCCCAACCCUACAUGAGGAAAAAGAGGUCUGCCCAGCUGAACACUCAUCCUCAAGCCAUACAUUUGACUGGAUGAAAGUGAAGAGAAAUCCCCCAAAGACAACUAAAACGACAGACUACGGAUUAAGUACCCAGCACAACACUAUCAGAACCAACUUCACCACAAAACAGUUGACUGAGUUAGAAAAGGAGUUUCAUUUUAACAAGUACCUGACACGAGCCAGAAGAGUGGAAAUCGCUGCUACUUUGGAACUAAAUGAAACUCAGGUAAAGAUUUGGUUCCAGAAUCGAAGGAUGAAGCAAAAGAAGAGAGAGAGGGAAGGGUUGGCUCCGUGUGUCAUCCAGGGGUCAGUGAAAGAAACGUGUGAAAUCUCUGAUCUGUCCAGUUCUACCUCCCCGGACGCCUCUCCAAACUCUGUGUAA
This is a messenger RNA of Bombina bombina (fire-bellied toad), 903 nucleotides long. RefSeq names its product homeobox B1 (gene HOXB1). Gene Ontology annotation, biological process: regulation of transcription by RNA polymerase II. The coding region runs from base 1 to 903 and encodes 300 amino acids. The transcript is spliced from 2 exons. Lineage: Eukaryota; Metazoa; Chordata; Amphibia; Anura; Bombinatoridae. The record is from RefSeq and is a predicted model, not a curated record. Gene Ontology annotation, cellular component: nucleus. Gene Ontology annotation, molecular function: RNA polymerase II cis-regulatory region sequence-specific DNA binding; DNA-binding transcription factor activity, RNA polymerase II-specific.